This is a messenger RNA of Penicillium concentricum, 450 nucleotides long. RefSeq names its product Zinc finger MYND-type. The record is from RefSeq and is a predicted model, not a curated record. Bases 1 to 450 code for a protein of 149 amino acids. NCBI's taxonomy places the organism in Eukaryota, Fungi, Ascomycota, Eurotiomycetes, Eurotiales, Aspergillaceae. The transcript is spliced from 3 exons.
AUGGAAUGUCACGCUCCUGGGACAAUUGCGAGGUACAGAAAUCUGGAAGUUUCCACGGCAGCUCUCACCACCACCCUUUCCUUCUUCCCAGCCCAUCUUCCAUCUUCAUCAACAACUCACUUCCCUCUCAUUGAUCCCUCUCCCUCUCGUCUCACUGGCCUCUCUACUCUAGGCGUUUUCAAGUCUGACAAAGACACGGACAUUCUCUCCGAACUCCCAGACCUCCUCCAUAUUAACAGAAAGCAAUGGCGAUACACCCCCGACGAACUAGUGCUACAAAGCGAGAAGCUUCCUCCGCCGGAGUCGCCCGAGUACGCCGCACUUCUGAAACAAGAAGUGAUACCAUACGUUCGCCAGAAACCUGCCAGGGAUGGGCUGGGAUGGCGAGACCGAGAGGGACUUUGGACAUCCACUACAGAAUUCUCCCUAAAUAAGAAUGAUGCUCCUUAG